Exophiala oligosperma is the source of this 2521-nucleotide messenger RNA. Its product is annotated as eukaryotic translation initiation factor 3 subunit B. The transcript has 4 exons. The coding region runs from base 84 to 2315 and encodes 743 amino acids. Gene Ontology annotation, biological process: translational initiation. Gene Ontology annotation, molecular function: RNA binding; translation initiation factor binding; translation initiation factor activity. NCBI's taxonomy places the organism in Eukaryota, Fungi, Ascomycota, Eurotiomycetes, Chaetothyriales, Herpotrichiellaceae. The record is from RefSeq and is a predicted model, not a curated record. Gene Ontology annotation, cellular component: eukaryotic translation initiation factor 3 complex.
UUGUGCUCGGGCGACAACGACGAAGAAUUCGCAUAUUCCACGACCAUUCCGAUUUCCCACGUCGUUCGCCAGAUUCCGCAAUCAUGGCUCCGGGUUUCGAUCAAUUGUCUGACCAUGACUUCGAGGAUGACAUUGACGACAUCGACUUCAGCGACCUCAAGGAGCGAUACGAUGUGCGCAUGGAAGAAGGUCUCGAUACUUUUGUCGUCAUUGAUGGUCUUCCAGUUGUCAACGCCGAGCAAAAAUCCAAACUGGUCAAAUUUCUGCUCAAGAGAUUGAACUCGGUGGGAAGAAUAAAGGAUGGCGAAGAAUCCGUCUUCAUGCCUAUGAACGAGCAAGGCAUGUCCGAGGGAUUUGCUUUCGUCGAAUACCAAACUCCCGAACAAGCGGUUGCUGCGACCAAACAACUCCACGGUGUUGCUCUCGAUAAGAGACAUACACUCGCAGUGAACAAACUUACAGAUAUCGAAAAGUACGGACGAGAGGGAAGAAUUGAUGAACAAUAUGUCCCUCCAGAGGUCGAGCCAUUCUCGGAAAAGGAACAUCUCCGGUCUUGGCUUUUCGAUCCUGCUGCCCGAGAUCAAUUCGCAAUGUUCCGUGGUGAUAAGGUCGGCGUGUUCUGGAACAAUAAGAGAGAUUCUCCUGAAAUGGUGGUUGAUCGAAUGCACUGGACUCAACUUUUUGUAUCUUGGUCACCACACGGAACGUUUCUCGCCUCAAUACACCAACAGGGUGUGCAACUAUGGGGUGGAUCGUCAUUCAAGAGAAUUAGGCAAUUUCCUCACCCGUUUGUCAGUCUGAUCGAGUUCUCUCCUGGGGAGAAGUAUCUCACAACCUGGUCACAUCAACCAAUCGUCGUGGAGGAAGGGAAAGGGCCUCUUACUCUUGAUGAAGAAGGAAAACAUAUCAUCAUUUGGGACAUCACAACUGGCAAACCUCUUCGAUCCUUCACCGCCUAUGAUCUCACUCCUCCUCCUGGCGCCGACCCUACUGCAGUUCCUCCGAAAGCCAAGGUUCAAUGGCCAGCCUUUAAGUGGUCGGCCGACGAGAAGUACGUGGCCAGAAUGAAACCGCACGAGAGCAUUUCAAUCUAUGAACUGCCGCGAAUGAACCUGCUCGAUAAGACUUCGGUCAAAGCUGAAGGCAUUAUGGAUUUCGAGUGGGCACCGGCCAUCACACAGCGAGAAGGUGUAAAGACGUACGAAUCCCUCCUUUGCUACUGGACACCCGAGAUGGGAUCCAACCCCGCCAAAGUUGCUCUGAUGUCUGUUCCAAGCAAGGAGAUUGUUCGGACGAGGAAUCUAUUCAACGUCACCGAUGCCAAGCUACACUGGCAAUCUGAAGCUAAAUUCAUCUGCGUAAAGGUCGACCGACAUUCUAAAUCUAAGAAGUCGCUUGCCACCAACCUCGAAAUCUUCCGCAUAAAGGAGAAGGGUGUACCCGUUGAAGUUGUCGACAGCUUGAAAGAUACAGUCAUUAACUUUGCCUGGGAGCCCAAGGGUGACCGGUUUGUUCUUAUCACGGCUGGCGAAGCUGUAGCUGGAUCAAAUGUACUACCGAAGACUGCUGUCUCGUUCUUUGCUCCCGAGAAGAUCAAGGGUCCGGGUACUGGAGCCUUCAAACUAGUCAGGACAAUCGACAAGAAGAACAGCAAUGGUAUCUACUGGUCACCCAAGGGUCGGUUCGUGGUUGUAGCGACAGUUAGCGUACAACAGCACUCCGAUAUUGACUUUUAUGACAUGGACUAUGAGGGAGAGAAGCCUGAAUCUGAUGCCAACGUUGCGGCCAAUUUGAUGCUUAUGAACUCCGAGGAUCACUAUGGCAUGACGGAUGUUGACUGGGAUCCCACCGGCAGAUAUGUCACCACAUGUGCUAGCGUGUGGACACAUCAGAUGGAAAAUGGCUACAAGAUGUGGACCUUUUCUGGACAACUCCUGGCCGAAGCCCCAACAGAGAAAUUCAAGCAGCUACUUUGGCGGCCGCGACCUCCAACGAUCCUGUCGAAGGAAGAACAACGCACUAUUCGACGUAACCUUCGCGAAUACUCGAAGGAGUUCGACGAGCUCGACAAGGAAUUGGAAGAAGGCGCUAACUUGGCUGUUAUCGAGGCCAGGCGGAGAUUGUACAUGGAAUGGUACAGCUGGGUGAUUCAAGAGAAAGAACUUCUCAAGGAAGAACGAGAGGAAUUGGGCUUGCCGGAUCCAGAGUCGGAGCUGCAACUGCAACGUACCAAGAGUCUGGAAGCCGAUGGGGAGAAGGUUGUCGAGGAAGUUGUCGAGGAGGUCAUUGAGGAGACAGAGGAGAUUGUGCAGUAGCCUGGUGCACCAAAAGUAAUUGGUAGGAAAUUAUGCCAUUGGUCAUGCAGACCCGAGUUAUUCAAGUGUAAAGUUGUUUCCAUAGACGAGACACGCCUUCAUCAGUGAAUAAGCUAACAAACGAUAGCACGAACAGUCUUCAAAUUUGUGUAUUCGCAAUACUUGCUCUAGAGACAACGUGAGAAGACAGGAGUUCACAUUUUAUU